UAAAAUGCCGUUUCUCGAUAGGCUACAUAUCACGCUUCGGUUGAUUUUAAUUGGCUUCCUAAACGUCAAUCACCAUUAUGCCCCGCCCACGUCAUGCUCGCCUCACCGCGGAACUCAAAACACAGUUCGAGGUUCAAACCUGAGCUGGAGGGACUGGAAGCCGAGAACUUAAAACCUGCGGUCGCCUCCACCUUCCGCUUUGCUCUCGGAUUACAUCGGUGCGUCACGGACAUUUCGUUCGUGAUAUAACCUUUCCAGGAGCGAAGUUACCUAAGAAAUGACUUCGGCAGGUAGAAGAAGUGCGAUGGUGAACCCGGUGACAGUCACUUGGUCCAAAGUAUAAAUGUGCUGAUAAGGAGUUUUUAGAAGUGGACCGUCAGUGACACGAAGACGGAGCCGUUGCGCCACGCUGUCACUCUAAACCUGGCAACCGCGUAAGUUAAUUGCAAGAUGAGUACAGAAGACCAAAUUGUACCGCAGUCUCCCAAGACAUCACCCUCCACACCAACCAUGACACCAUUUACGCAACGAAAAGAGAGUAACUCCUCAUCUGAAGACAACAGACAGGACAGCUGGGAGUUGGUUGAUGACUUGCGCGGACUGACAGGAAAUAUUAAGAAGCCUGAGAAGCAGGAAGGUUUGCUGUUGAAAAAGAGAAAGUGGCCCAUGAAAGGCUGGCAUAAGAGAUAUUUCCUGCUUGAAAGGGGCAUCCUUACAUAUGCCAAGACAGGAACUGAUCUGAAGAAGGGGAGGUUACGAGGUCGUAUAGAUGUUGGUCUCUCUGUCAUGGCCAUGAAGAAGAAGUCAAUGUGUAUCGACCUGGACACAGAGGACAGUAUCUAUCACCUCAAGGCAAAGACUCGGGAUCUGUUUGAACAGUGGGUGACAGAACUACGCCAUCAUCGAAUGUUCCGUCAGAAUGAGAUCGCCAUGGAGCCUCCCGAGCGACAGCUGCAAUCUGAGCCCACCUCCAACAGACGACGUUCAUUUCUCUCCAAGCAGCCUUCAUCCCUUUUGAAGAAUAGCUGGCGCCAAAACUCGCAAGAUAUGGAGAAGUGCUGCAGAGAUCUGUCAGAGUGUGAGUCAGGGCUGCUGGAAUUAAAUCUGCUGCUGAAAAAUAUGGAAGUUCUUCACAGAACAUUCUCAGCACCUGCCAUUAACUUACUGCAGACUGAAGGCUCUAAAAAGGAGAAAAGAGGACACAAAAAAUGGGGAUCAAAGAAUUAUAGCAAGGAACAUAAAAGCACACAACAGCAAAAUCCUGACACUUCAUCUUCCCGUCUGCACGUAUCUCACCCAAACUUGAUGUAUUCAGAGCCAGUUUCACCAGACUCAUGCCUGGAUAGCCCAGACUCACCAACAGAAGCCUCUCGAAUGCAGGAGGAGUUCUGUCGGCUCGCUGGCACUGUUCAUUCCACUCUUCGGUCAGCGUACACUUCCCUUUGCACAGAAAGAGACCGAGUCAGGAACACUUUAGAUUGUAUCACUGAAAAGGAUGUCCUCGAUGGGUCACGCCCCCUCCUGCAGCAGGUGUCCAGUGAGAGUCGAGGGUCAAUCCCAGAAUCCCUGUCAGAGUUCUUUGAUGCUAAAGAGUAUCUGCUGUCUGGCAGCUCAUCUGAAAAUGAGGCGUCUGAUGAUGAUUCGUACGUCAGUGAUGUGAGUGACAGCACGUCAGUAGAGUAUUGCAGGAAUGAGAACGGCAUCACAAAGGAGAUUUUAAGUAAUGGCAAUGACUACGCAGUGAAGAGGCGAAACCGUUUGCCGAGUUCACGCAUGAACGAGAGCGUGAAUCUGUGGAGUAUUCUGCGUAGUAACAUCGGUAAAGACCUGUCGAAAGUUGCCAUGCCUGUUCAACUCAACGAGCCCUUGAACACCCUGCAGAGACUGUGUGAGGAAGUUGAGUACUGCCACCUGCUGGACACUGCUGCAAACACACACAACCCACAUAUGCGCAUGGUGUAUAUAGCAGCUUUUGCUGUAUCUGCAUAUGCGUGUUCGUUCACUAGAGCAGGAGGAAAACCGUUUAAUCCUAUACUGGGAGAGACAUACGAGUGUCUCCGGCCAGAUAAGGGCUUCCGCUUCAUAGCUGAACAGGUCAGUCACCAUCCACCUGUGUCCGCUUGUCACUGCGAGUCCAAAAACUACAAAUUUUGGCAAGAUGUCCGGUGGAAGAAUAAGUUUUGGGGAAAAUCCAUGGAAAUCGUUCCCAUGGGAGUUACUCACUUAGAGCUGCCAGGUUUUGGGGAUCGUUACGAGUGGAGUAAAGUCACUUCAUGCAUUCAUAACAUUCUGAGCGGUCAGCGCUGGAUCGAACACUAUGGGGAAAUGUCUAUCAAACACUCUACCACCAUGGGAGACAUCAGUCAUUGCAAAGUCACUUUCCUCAAGUCAAGAUCUGGAGGGCUGAAUGCUAAUGAUGUAGAGGGUGUGGUCACUGAUUCACAUGGGCGUGUCAUUCACUCUCUGUUUGGAAAAUGGAGUGAGGCCUUGUAUCUGGGCAAACCACCUUCGGUAACCUGCAUCUGGAGAGCAAAUCCCAUGCCUGAGGACCAUGAGCAGUACUAUGGAUUCACACAGUUUGCAACGGAGUUAAAUGAAUUGGAGGAGGGCUUAAAGCCACUCUUGCCUCUGACAGACAGCCGUUUUAGACCAGACCAAAGAUUACUUGAAGAGGGUGAUAUUGCCGGAGCAGAAGAACAGAAAGAAAGAAUUGAAGUCCUCCAAAGAGAGAGGAGGAGAGUCCUGCAAGAAAACAGCAUGGCACACUCGCCCCGAUUUUUCAAGCGUGCUGAAGAUGACUCUUGGGUGAGCAUUGGCACUUACUGGGAUCUCAGGAAAGACCCUGGAUUCAGCAAACUAGAAUUCCCUGUGCUCUGGUGACCACCAGUGGAUUUGUCAUUGACUUUCUGCUUUGGCUGUAUAUAGAUCCCUGUUAUUUGUAUGCAAUCCUGCUGAAUACUGUGGGAUUUAAUUUACCACACAUUUGUUGAUGUUUGUGUAUUGGAAUUUAUCUUUGUUAAACAGACAAUUUUACAACACAAGAUAGAAAGUACCUCUGGAAAGACAUUUAUGCCUUACUCGAACUGUGUAGUUGAUGUUUAGAUGAAAAUGCACUGACCAAUGACAUUUGUACGUGCCUGGAUCUAAUAGUUUAUUAUUAAUUAAUGAAUUAAGUCAAUUAAAAAAAAAAUCCUCAAAUUGAAUCAAUCAAAAAUAAAUUACACAAUAUUAAGAUGAUAUUAAGAUUUUGAAU
Molecule: messenger RNA, 3253 nt
Organism: Carassius carassius (crucian carp)
Lineage: Eukaryota; Metazoa; Chordata; Actinopteri; Cypriniformes; Cyprinidae
Product: oxysterol-binding protein-related protein 3-like
Exons: 22
Coding region: 451-2880 (809 amino acids)
Cellular component (GO): plasma membrane; perinuclear endoplasmic reticulum; intracellular membrane-bounded organelle
Molecular function (GO): cholesterol binding
Source: RefSeq, a predicted model, not a curated record